Molecule: messenger RNA, 1227 nt
Organism: Lolium rigidum
Lineage: Eukaryota; Viridiplantae; Streptophyta; Magnoliopsida; Poales; Poaceae
Exons: 2
Molecular function (GO): protein binding
Source: RefSeq, a predicted model, not a curated record
AAGAGGCCUAAAAACCAACAUAACGUCAAUUCCCGGAACCAUGAGCCGCAUGACUUCCCUAACGAGCGACUCUACCGAGCGUACCUUGUCAUCCAGAGCUUCAAGACCAGCAUCAUUAGUGACCCCAAGAAUAUCACUGCAACAUGGACCGGCAAUGACAUUUGCGGCAAGAAGACCUACGUCGGCUUCAACUGCGCAACACUGCCAGGUACAGCCGAGAUGCUAACGGUCACGUCGGUCAUUCUGAAUGGCUUUGGCCUGCGUGCACCGAAGCUUCAAGGUUUCAUAGACAAGCUCCCUGACCUCGCAUUUUUCCAUGCCGCAUCCAACGACUUUGGCCGCGGUAUCCCCCUCAUGGACAGCCUCCCCUUCCUAUGUAGUCUUCACACUAGCAACGAUGUCUUUUUGGAGGGGAAAAAAAAUAACGAACGACCUCCACCUACUGGUUAUUUGAGAAGUACUACAGGGGGAGGCCUUGGGUGCGUGAGUACGGCUAUUGAUAUUAUUUUUAAGUUCAACAUCGGCCACAAGAAUGGAGGAGGCACCAUCCCAGGUUUCACGAAUGCGAAGGCGCUUCUCCUAAACUACAACAACCUGUCAGGGCCGCUUCCGGCAAACAUCGGCUUCUCUAAGUUGAGCUACCUCGCCCUCGCCAACAACAAGCUCACGGGGCCGAUCCCACAGUCAAUCGCGCAAGCGAAAGACUCCCUCCUUGAAGUGCUCCUCCUCAACAACCAGCUCUCCGGCUGCCUCCCGCAAGAGCUGGGCAUGCUCACCAAGACAUCCGUCAUCGACGCCGGCAUGAACCAGCUCACCGGCCCGAUCCCGUCGUCCUUCUCCUGCCUCAGCAGCGUCGAGCAGCUCAACCUCGCCGGCAACCGCCUCUACGGGCAGGUCCCCGACGUGCUCUGCAACCUCGCCGGCCCGGCCGGCCGCCUCGCCAACCUCACGCUGUCGAGCAACUACUUCACCUCCGUCGGGCCGGCGUGCUCGAUGCUGAUCAAGGACGGCGUGCUGGACGUGAAGCGCAACUGCAUCCCCGGCUUCGCCAACCAGAGGGGCCCCGCGGAGUGCUCUUCGUUCCUGAGCCAGCCCAAGACGUGCCCGGCGGCGAGCGCUCCCGUGGCGUGCCCUUCCACCGACGCCAGGAAGAACUCAGCGGCGCCGGAGGGGAAGGUGGCCCGUGAGUACUCCAGCUACGUGACCUACGCCACUCUGCAUGAGUGA